Triticum aestivum (bread wheat) is the source of this 618-nucleotide messenger RNA. RefSeq lists its product as uncharacterized. The coding region runs from base 1 to 618 and encodes 205 amino acids. The transcript is spliced from 5 exons. Lineage: Eukaryota; Viridiplantae; Streptophyta; Magnoliopsida; Poales; Poaceae. The record is from RefSeq and is a predicted model, not a curated record.
AUGGCUGCGGUGGCGUGCUGUGGCGACCGGCGGUGGCGGGCGCAGGCGACGGCGAGUCAUAGACGUGAUCUAUAUGGUGAUAGCAAAACACAUUUCUUCGUAUACUGGACGACUGAUAGGAAGAAUGGAUGUUCUAACUUGGAUUGUGACGGCUUUGUACCUGUAAACUUGGCUACUAUUACUCCUGGAGAUACUUUGGAGCCAUCUCAUGGACACAUGAAUAUUACAUUGAAGAUAUUUAAGAGUAAAGAAGAUGGAGAUUGGUGGCUACACUUUGGACAUGAUAUCGAUAAUCUUAGCCCAGUAGGGUAUUGGCCAAAAAGUCUUCUCAAUGGCAUGCAAGACCAUGCCGACGAUAUAGAAUGGGUAGGAAGUACUUUUUCCUACUCUGGGGAGAUUAGUCCACCGAUGGGCAACGGGCACUGGCCAAGAAGCAAUUCAGCAGCAUCUUUUCGGAAUGUUCAGUAUAUUGAUAGGAAUGGUAAAGGCUAUUAUCCUCCUAUGGGUAGUCUUCAUGCUUUUGAGAGCCACAAACAAUGCUAUCGGACUAGUGUAUUUCAGCUUCAGGUCCAAGGCAACAUGUUCUACUAUGGGGGCCCAGGUGGUUGCACUGGUUAA